This is a messenger RNA of Eruca vesicaria subsp. sativa (arugula), 1290 nucleotides long. The record is from the annotation of a GenBank genome assembly. NCBI's taxonomy places the organism in Eukaryota, Viridiplantae, Streptophyta, Magnoliopsida, Brassicales, Brassicaceae.
AUGGGACUUUCUUUGAGAAUGAGACGGCGAGGAGGGACCAAGAACGACGUAUUAACUCCAGCGAUUACUUCCUCCUCCUCGGAGGAGGAAGAGAUAGUGAUCCCGUCGCAGUUUCAAUGUCCAAUAUCUUACGAUCUAAUGAAAGACCCAGUGAUUAUCGCCUCAGGGAUCACCUACGACCGCGAAAACAUCGAGAAAUGGUUCGAGUCAGGUAACAAAACGUGUCCCGUGACCAACACGGUCCUAACCACUUUGGAACAGACACCGAACCACGCGAUCCGGAGGAUGAUUCAAGAAUGGUGCGUCGCUAACAAAGGAUCGUCGUUGGAUCGUAUCCCGACGCCACGUGUCCCCGUCACGAGCCAUCAAGCGGUGGAGAUUUGCGGGAAGUUGUUGUCUGCGACGCGGCGUGGGGAUCACGUGGUGUGUGCGGAGAUGGUCGAGAAGGUGGUGAGGUUAGGGAGGGAGAGCGAGAGGAACAAGAAAUGUUUUAGACAAAACGGCGCCGGGUUGGUGCUUUGUGUUUGUUUCGACGCGUUUUCGGAAAACGCGAACGUGUCGGAGCUGUUGGAGGGUGUUUUGUUUUUGCUGACGUGGAUGUUUCCGGUUGGGUCCGAGGGUCAAGGGAAGUUAACUUCCACGGCGUCGUUUAGUCGUUUAGUGGGGUUUCUGAAAAGCGGGGAUCAGAACGCUGCGUUUAUUGUGAAAGAGCUUUUAUCUCUUGAUGAAGCAAACGUUCACAAGUUAGCCGCGGUUAAUGGCGUUUUCGACGCGUUGGUGAAAUCGAUUCGCGAUUCUUCGUCCCUGACUUCGAUCUUCCACAUGAUCUCUGCUAAACCUGAGACUACGACGAGGUUUCUGGAACUAGGUUUGGUUAAUUCAACGGUUGAGAUGCUUGUUGACUCAGAGAAUAGCGUUUGCGAGAAAGCGUUACUGGUUCUAGACGCGAUUUGCGAAAGUGACGAAGGGAGGGAGAUAGUGAGAGGAAACGAGCUAACGAUGCCGAUUCUUGUGAAAAAGAUUCUGAAGAUUUCGGAGUUUGCCAAGAAGAGUUUGGUUUCUGUGAUGUGGAAGAUUUGUAAAAGUGGAGAUGGGUCUGAGGUUGAAGAAGCGUUGCGUUUAGGUGCGUUUAAGAAGCUUGUGGUGAUGUUACAAGUUGGAUGUGGAGAAGGAACGAAGGAGAAAGUUACAGAGUUGUUGAAGAUGAUGAAUAGAUAUAUGAAGAUGAAUGGAUUUGUUGAUGUUUCUGAUUCUUCUAUUGAAUUUAAACAUUUAAAGAAGCCAUCUUGA